AUGUUGAUGAAGAACGCGGUAGCGGCCCUGAUGGGUUUGGCCAUGGUUGCCGAGGCGGCAUCAGUUCACCAGUACGGAACCCCGACAAGGACUGUAGGAAGACGGCAGUUUGGCAAGAAGAACAACUUCGGAAACCGCUUCGGUAAUGGUCAGUUUGGUGGUGGCCACAACAACAACAACAAUGGCCAGAACAACAAUGGCCAGAACAACAAUGGUCAGAAUAACAACAACAACAACAAUAACAACAACAACAACAACAACAACAACAACAACAACAACAACAACAACAACGGGGGGAACAACAACCAGGCGUCGGAGACUUGUCUGGCUGCGGCUGCUCUCCAGACUGGUUCUCAGUCUACCGGCCAGAAUGGUGCCCAGGCUGCAGAUGGUCAGGUCAACUCUGCUACUGACAAUGCCAACUUCAUCAACUUCUGCGAGGGCAAAACAUUGACCAACGGUCUGCAAAACCGGGAUGGCUCCUGCAACGGUAUCCCAAUGGGUGAAAUUCCCUCCGCCAACCGCAUGGUCUCGACUGUCAUUCUCAACCCCAAGAACGGCGAUGAUCUCGAGCCGCUCACGACCUUCCAGAUUCAGGUCAAUGUCGCCAACAUGCAGCUCGGCGCCUUCACCAACGCCACCAGCACCUACUACUCGGCUCCCCAGACCCUCAACGGAGGCGGCCAGAUCAUUGGUCACACUCACGUCACUGUUCAGGACACUGGCAACACCUUGAACCCCACCCAGCCCCUGGAUGCCACUGUCUUUGCCUUCUUCAAGGGUAUCAACGAUGCUGGUAACGGCAACGGUCAGCUCGCCGCUGAAGUCACUGGUGGUCUUCCUACUGGCUGCUACCGUGUCUGCACCAUGUCCAGUGCUUCCAACCAUCAGCCUGUUCUGAUGCCCGUUGCCCAGCGUGGUUCCCAAGAGGACUGCCGCUACUUCUCUGUUGGUGGUGCUUGCGCCAACAACAACAACGGCGGUGGCAACAACAACAACAACAACAACGGUGGCAAUAACAACAACAACAACAACAAUGGCGGCAACCAGGGCCAGAACAACCAGGGCCAGAACAACCAGGGCCAGAACAACCAGGGCCAGAACCAGGGCAACCAGGGGCAGGGUAAUCAGGGGCAGCAGAACAACCAGGGCAACCAAGGUAAUAACCAAGGCCAGAACAACCAGGGAAACCAAAAUAAUAACCAAGGCAACCAGGGCGCCGGAAAUCAGGCGGGCGGAGGUUCGGGGGCCGGAAACAACGGCAACGGCAAUAAUGGCGGCAACAAUAACAACAACGGAGGCGGUAACGCCGGUGCUGCCAUUGCCGGCAUCCAGCCCCCUCCCGUGACCGACUCUGGCAACGCGGACCGCCCGUUCGCAGUCAACGGUAACACCUUCGUGACCAGGCAGGAGGCUCAGUUCCGCGCCUGCGCCAUCCAGAACAACGCCUGCGCCGGCGCCGUCAACUCUGGCCAGGCUCCUGGUCGCACCGUCCCUGACUGCAAUGCGCAAGAAGCGGCUUGCCGAGCGGCUGCUUAA
Messenger RNA from Podospora pseudopauciseta, 1539 nucleotides. RefSeq lists its product as uncharacterized. The record is from RefSeq and is a predicted model, not a curated record. The transcript is spliced from 5 exons. The coding region runs from base 1 to 1539 and encodes 512 amino acids. NCBI's taxonomy places the organism in Eukaryota, Fungi, Ascomycota, Sordariomycetes, Sordariales, Podosporaceae.